This is a messenger RNA of Solenopsis invicta (red fire ant), 5779 nucleotides long. It is a transcript of the gene Nckx30C, whose product is annotated as sodium/potassium/calcium exchanger Nckx30C. NCBI's taxonomy places the organism in Eukaryota, Metazoa, Arthropoda, Insecta, Hymenoptera, Formicidae. The record is from RefSeq and is a predicted model, not a curated record. Gene Ontology annotation, cellular component: membrane. Gene Ontology annotation, biological process: calcium ion transmembrane transport; intracellular calcium ion homeostasis. The transcript has 7 exons. Gene Ontology annotation, molecular function: calcium, potassium:sodium antiporter activity; calcium channel activity. Bases 732 to 2855 code for a protein of 707 amino acids.
CGACGACGGCGACGACGGCGGCGGCGACGACGACGACGGCGGCGGCGACGACGACGACGACGACGACGACGACGACGACGACGACGACGCCGACGCCGCCGGGAAGCAAAAGGAUAUCGGUCGCCGCGUCGAAUAUCCGAGCCUGUUCGUAGUAGCGGCGUACAUCAGCAUUAGUUGUAAUAAUAGUAGUAACCAUAGUACACGUCGCGGACUAAUCUUGUCGGCACAUCGUGAACAUCCAGUGAAAAAGCUCGCCGAGACACAAGCACGAGAAAGAGGAGAACGCGAGAGUGUGUGGAAAAGAGCUGAGAAGGAAAGAAGGGAAAGAGCUGGUGAAGAAGGAUCGAGUACUGCGGUCACACGCAGGUAGGUCCAUCCAGAGGGAGGCAUCGGCAAGGAGCCGCUCCUCAACGCCGCCGCUCCAGCAUGACCCAGCCUUAGUAGUACGGCUCUCCUGUCGUACACCCUUCGCGGCGCGACACGAUACGACACGUAGAAGAAGAAGAAGGUGGUGGAGGAGUCGGAGGUGGUGCUGGCGGCGGAGGAGGAGGAGGAAGAGGAGGCGGAGGGGGCCGCCAGGGAGAGGGUGGAGGACGCCGAGGAGGACGGAGAAGAAGAAGAAGAAGGUGGCGAAGGAGGAGGAGGACGGAGGAGGCCUCGCUAACGACGGCGAACGUCCGCGAGGAGGGUGCGAACCACCAACAGCAGCACCACCACCGCCGGCGACGACGAUGAUCGUGACGGGCGGUGAUCGGCGUACAUGUUGGAGGCGGAGGCGCCGAUUGGCGUUGGUGACCCUGCUCUCCGCGAUUUUAGCCUUCGCGAUCGGCCCCUCGUCGUCUUUGGGCCACAGACCGGCGCCGAACAAUCCGAUCACGUUUCACACCACUACGAGUACAGCCAUGCCCGUCCCAGUGCGGCUGAGUAACGGUACCAGCGUGCAAGUGUACGAUAACAAGAACUACGGUGUUAACGGUGUCGCCGGUCUCAACGAGCACAAUAGGACUAGCGAUAACGAAACGGAUGUAAAGAGGCCGCUCUUUCCGGAAGAUCUGUUCACCACCGAUCAACGGCGCCGCGGCGCCGUGAUACUUCACAUACUCGGCGUGGUUUACAUGUUUGUCGCGCUGGCGAUCGUCUGCGACGAGUUCUUCGUGCCGUCGUUAGACGUCAUUAUUGAAAAACUCGAUAUCGCUGACGAUGUAGCUGGUGCUACUUUCAUGGCGGCCGGUGGAUCGGCGCCCGAACUCUUCACAUCGGUCAUAGGUGUGUUCGUGUCGUUCGACGAUGUCGGUAUCGGCACUAUCGUCGGCUCCGCCGUCUUCAACAUCCUUUUCGUGAUCGGCAUGUGCGCUAUAUUCUCGCGUACGGUGCUGUCGCUCACAUGGUGGCCUCUAUUUCGCGACUGCACUUUCUAUAGCGCUAGUCUGCUCACCCUGAUCUACUUCUUCCGCGACAGUUAUAUAUACUGGUACGAAGCACUCGUGCUCUUUGGAUUCUACUUGGCAUAUGUGAGCUUUAUGAAGUGGAAUCAACCAGUGGAGAAAUUAGUCAAAAGAAUACUCUACAGGAACAAGGUGACCCGGGUCAGGUCUACCGAUCAGCUGAUGCCCUCGCACCAGAGCGCCGCCCAGGCAUUGCAGCAUCCGAACGCGAUCAACAAUAGCGAGACGAGCGUGGGCGGUGCGUCGGGUGCGUGCGGAAGCAUCCCGGCGCCCGGGGAGGCCGGAUGCAGCAGCAGGGUUGGCAGCAGCAGCGGUGGCGGCGGCGGCGGCGGCGGCGGCAGCGGCGUUGGCGGCAGCGGCGUUGGCACGGGCUCCGGGCAAGGGUGCGAGCAGGCCCACGGGGGCCCAUCCUCACACCAUCGGGAGAGCCACGCCAAGUUCCGGCACGGCCUGCUGCAGCUUAUGAUCCACACGAUCGAUCCGCUCCACGACGGUCAGUCCCGCGCCGGCAAGGUGGACGAGAAAGCGACGCAGCUGCAUGCGAUAGCGUCACUGAAGGUGCUGCUGGAUGCCACCAAGCCGCAUAACGGCGCCGCGACGUCGACCGCCGCCCAUUAUUCCGGCGCAUCCUCGAAGGAGACGACUCUGCAGCUGCAGCAGGGCUCGCAAGGCACCACCACUACCACCACGACAACGACAACCACUGCCGGCACCACCGCCGGUAUUCAGGAACUUCCGAACGGCGGUAUCGCCGCCGGUCUCGACGCUGGACUCGAUUCGGGCGAAGAGGAUGAACCUCCAGAGGCCUUGAAUAUGGGCUGGCCGAGCAGCCCAAGAAAAAGGCUAACUUACAUUUUGGUCGCGCCAAUCUUAUUUCCUCUUUGGUUGACGUUACCGGAUACGAGAACACCUAGAGGGAAGAAGUUGUUCCCGAUAACGUUCAUCGGCUCGAUCUUCUGGAUCGCGGCGUACUCGUACCUGAUGGUCUGGUGGGCGAACGUCGCCGGCGACACAGUGGCCAUACCGCCGGAAGUGAUGGGCCUGACGUUCCUCGCAGCUGGCACCAGCAUACCGGACCUCAUCACAAGCGUCAUCGUGGCGCGAAAGGGAUACGGCGACAUGGCCGUGUCGAGUUCCGUCGGCAGUAACAUCUUCGACGUGACCGUUGGGCUUCCGGUUCCAUGGCUCCUAUACGGUUUAAUCUACGGGAAACCCGUGGAGGUGAACUCAGUGGGCAUGGUGUGCAGCAUAGCGAUACUGUUCUGCAUGCUGCUAUUCGUGAUCAUGAGCAUCGCCUGCUUCAGAUGGAAAAUGAACAGGGGCCUCGGCUUCACGAUGUUCAUCCUCUACUUCGUCUUCGUCGCCGUCUCGCUGAUGUUCGAGUACGAGAUUCUGGUAUGCCCGGUGUAGGGCAGCCAGGACAGCGCAGCCGCGGCAGCAGAGGUAUUAAAAAAUUCCUUUCCGAAGGAAACGUUUAUAUACGUCUGCGAAACGGACGCACACUUACGGGUCUCGUCAUCAUCAUCGUCAUCGUCGUCGGCGAGUCACGGCCGACGAGAGAACUCUCUUCCCCGCGGUCGCCGCUUCGAGCCGAGGAGGAAACCGCGUGCCAGUCAUUAUACCUUCCGCGCUCUCGCGCGCGUCAAGGGGACUUGACAGUACUUGAACGGCAAUAGCAGCACCAUCACACCGCCACUAUCACCGAUCAUCGGGUCACAGCAACUUCGCGUAUCAGAUUACAAGGCGUUUUGCUCUAGUCGCGAAAGGUGUACAUAUUGUAUAAAAAUCUUGAAAUACCUGAAACGAAAUACUCGUCUUGUUAAGAAUUAACCGAGUCCACUCGAGUGCGCUACUUUAUUAUUUAGGCAUGGCGAGCGCGUUAGCCGAUCGUGCCAAGGACCAAAUAUCAUUUUAUGUAAUCCUCGGAAAAAGUUUUUUGGCACAGACCUUUGACACUCUCCGAUCUUCUUUUUCUUCUUUUUUUCUUUUUUUUUUGUUAUUUCUUCUUUCUCAUCCUACUUCUUAUUAGCCAAUAAGCGACACUGAACAUCAGACAAGUUAAGUGCAUUACCGUUAUUACUUCACUUGAAAUUAUUACAAUAAAGAUUUACAGAAAAGCUACUCUGUUAUAUAUUCAACUAUGAUCCGUAAUAAGGGUUAUAUAUUUCUAAUUAUAAUCAUGGAUAUCGUCAGAUAUCGCUUGAUUCGUGCAUUUAUAGAAACAUCACGUUUUUCGAGUAUACCUAUAUAAUAUAGCAAUAAUAUUAGACUUAAAACGCGAUGUUACCAGUGUACAAAAUGUUACAGUAGGUCUUCUCUCGUUUGACUCCUUGGCACGCUCACGUCCAAAUAUUAAUACAUAACGUUAUCCCUAGAACAAGUGACCUGACCGCUCGCCGAUUUUUCUCUAAAGCAGGAAUUCUCUUCGCCUCUAAUAUCUAAUAGAACUAGCGUUAUAACUUUUCACUCUGUUGUACUCACGAAAUCCAAUCUGAUGCGGUGCGGUGUUCGGCGUUCCGUUUUGACGACGAAACGCGACGUUCGCUCAUGAGUUCAUCUCGAGUGGCGUUCACAUACGCCAGGUGCACAUUUCAGGCAAGUCGUAUAACUUUACAUAUUUCCUUUAACCAAAAUUACAGUGUGCCAUAAUAUGCUGCGAUAUAUAAUGUGUCAUGUGAGAAAAACUCUCUUUUGUUGCAAACGCAGAAAAUAUUUUAUUUCUUUUUCAAAUUUUAUUUUCCGAUUUAACAACGCAAAAGCAAAUUAUUAUCAGAAAUUAAAAUAAAAGCUGUUUGAUUGUUCAAUAAAACAUGUUCUACAUGUUCGUGAAAUUGCAUGAAACGCCCAUUGAAAGUCUUCAAACAUUGAUUUAUUAAAUUGAUAUGAUUCAAACACUGGCAAUCACGUCUCAAACGAAACGGCUGAUCGUCGCAUCGGAUUUUCAGCGUGCAAUCGGAACGGAUGUUACUGUUGAUACGUGAAUAAGAUAGAAUAGUGAUAAAAAUAUGAAAUUUUGAUUGGAAAUCAAUUGAUCUGUUUACUGCUUACAUGUUCUCCGUUUUUGAUUCGAUGAAUCGUUAAUAGCAGAUUCGUAGCGAACGCAAGAAACAAGCGAAUCGGUUUUCGAAGAAAACGCAUUUAUCGAUGCGUAGCGUUAAUUUAGCAAAAGAGAAGGCAACCGCUUGUUUACGAAAAUUGUCUGUUUGAAAAGAAAAACGCCUUUUCGAUCAAUUAAGCCAUCCUUAUAAAUGCUUCUUUUUUAGAAAAUUUAUUAUGACAUAAUUUCGCAGAAAAUUGCGCAGUAGAAUUUUCGGCAAAUUUAUUUAUUGGUCAGUAUAAAGUUAAUUCGACAAGUCUAAGAAAACAUCUCGUUCGCGUAAGACAUCCAGAUCCGAUUCCGAGCGUGUUUUCUCUUAAAUACAAUUAUUACUACUACUGUAACUAUAAUCUGUAAGCGACAUGCGAAAAAAAAGCAGACUUUCUUAAGUGCAUAAGGAAAAUUGUUGCAAAUCGUAUAUUCGAAUUGGUGCAUCAUGUGGAGAUUCUAAGGAUCACUCCCCCCAAGAGUGCUCGUGUCGCUUACUGAUGCACCUUACGCACGAUCGAAUCAUCGUGCGAUAUUCUCUCUGCGUAGGAAAAGUAUCGAAAUACACUGCAGAUAUUUGCACGCGUGUAAGUAAUGUACUGUUAUGAUAUGCUCUUACGAAACGAAAGAAACAGACGAAUGUCGAGUCGUUUAGACAUUGCACUUUCCGUGAUGUUCCACAUCAGCUUGAUACUCUCUCCGAGCAGUUGUUUUUUUGCUAACUUCUUUCAAGUUUUCGACAUUGCACUAUGACACUACUAAGGUACCGUUAGAAAAAAAUAUGAUUACUAUGAUUGUUAUAUGUACACAGUGAAGAUAAACGGGUAAUAGAAAAGUGAACGAGUGUGUAAUGUGUGUAAGAUUGGAAGAGAGACAGAGAAAGAGAACGAGAAAAAGAGAGAGAACGAUAUAGAAAACUAAAAAAAAAAGAAAGAGGUAAAAGAAGAUGAAGAAAAAGUAGGAACAUGUACAGCCGGGGCAUGACAGAAUGGGCGAUUUUUAAUCCAGGUUACAGGACCCGUGUUGUAUAAAGCGUUUGUAAAGGAUACGUUUUAAGGACAUAGAGGUAAUAGUUAUAAUGUGAUAUCGAUUAUAUUACAUACGAGAUGAACAAAAUGUUAUUAUACAUACCCUCACAGUUUGGGAGAAAUACAGAGGAGUAAUAUUACAUUUUCGGUAGCCUGAACGCCUAAAAGCGGCCUAGCUUUUUAUUAAGCCCACAGCUAACGCAAAAAUUGAAUCCGCGGUA